This is a messenger RNA of Trichomonas vaginalis G3, 1737 nucleotides long. Its product is annotated as regulation of vesicle fusion. The transcript has a single exon. Gene Ontology annotation, biological process: activation of GTPase activity. The coding region runs from base 1 to 1737 and encodes 578 amino acids. Gene Ontology annotation, molecular function: GTPase activator activity. The record is from RefSeq and is a predicted model, not a curated record. NCBI's taxonomy places the organism in Eukaryota, Parabasalia, Trichomonadida, Trichomonadidae.
AUGAAUCAAUCGAAUGUAGUUCAGUCCAAUUCUCAUGCGCAAUUAAGUAUUGUAGAACCUGCAGUUGAAAUUGCAGAUAAGCAACCAAACAAGCCAGGUGUUUUAAUUUUAUCAAGAAUUGAUGACAAUUAUCAGUUACAUUGGGGCCCUCUCGAUGGAAAUCCAGCCCAAAGAAUUGCUGCUGUCUUCAGAGGUCAAUCGAGUGCAGAUUUUACAACGGAAAGCUGGGAAUUUGGCAAACCUUUGAACGUCGAUUGCCAAAAACUCAACUGUCUUUAUUUAACUGAAAAUCCACUUACAAUUACUUUCCAAAACCAAACAGAACAAAAGAGAACAUUCAAAAUUAAAGUUUCCGAAUUCACCUCACUUGCAGAAUUUAUUGAAAGGCUUAUUGUCAACGGAAUUGCUGUUCCUUCCGACGAAAGGCCCUUCAGUUUGUCAUUCUACCGCAAAUGCCAUAAAGGCGUUUUCUUUUAUUCUCCUCCUUAUAUUCAAUUACAGUUUGAUCAAUUUUCAAAUCUCGCCAACUUCUGGACAAAUGUUCAUGAGUUCUUCCAGCGUUUAAUUAUUCACUUAGAUAGAAGCGAUACCCUUCCAAAAGAUCCUUUGUUCCCAUUAGGCCUCGCAGCACGCGCAGCUCAUGAUAGAGUGUACGAGCAAAUCAAUGUUUUCAUUGCUGAACAACCUGUUUACGAGCAAAUCGAUUCCAAGAAGUGGUCAGAAAUGUUUGAUGAAGAAGGAAGAGCUAAAAACCCAGAAGAAUUCAAGAACAUUAUUUACCAUGCAGGUAUUGAUAAAGAUACACUUCCAAAGGCACUGCCAUUCGUCUUUGGAGUUUAUCCUUUAACAUCUACCGAAAAGGAACGCGAAAUUCAACAUGAAAAGCAAAAGAAAGAAUUCGAUAUACUCGUAGAAGAAGUAAAUCUACUCGAACAAGAUCAAAUUCUUGCAAAUAAGAAGCUAAAUGGCGCAUUUCGUGUUAUUAGCCACGAUAUCUCAAGAACAGACCGUCAAAACAUCGCUUUCAAGGAAGUAACAAAGCCUGGCCUUACAAUGCUUACUACUUUGCUUCAAUCUUACUGUAUUUUCAAUCCUCCGAUAUCAUAUCUACAAGGCAUGAACGAUUUGUUCGUUCCCAUCAUUUUAGCAUAUAUUCCAGACUGGGACGAUGACGGAAAUCCAAUAGAUUCCGAAGGAAAAAUAAUUGAUCACGAAAAAUUGAUGGCAGACAUUUUCUGGUGCUUCGAUGCUAUGCUACGUAAUACCAAUCAGCUUUCCUUCCUAGCAUCAGUCACAGAACAAUGCCAGGCUCAAGCAAUAAUUGUUAAUAAGAUUUUAACAAAAGUUUCGCCAUUGGCAGCCAUCUGGAUGCGCCGCAAUAAUCUCCAUCAGCUAUUGUGGUGCUAUUCUGACUUCGUUCUUCUUUUCAAGAGAUCAUUUGAAUACAUUUGGACAGUUUGGUUCCAAUUCAACUGUUCACCUGAUUCAAUCCACUGGCUGACAUAUUUCGUCGCAGCCCUCAUCAUGGAAACCUUCCCGAAGUUGACACAAAUGAAAGAUGUAACAAUUCCAACGGUUAUGGAACGAUUCCCUGUAUUUAUGAAGGACUUGGACCAUCACAGACUCGGUUUGAUCUCGCUUUGGCUCGCUUCUCAAUACAAAUUUGAGCCACAGCCUCCGACACCAGAAACAGAGACCCCGAAGUUCGAUUUCUUCCAUCCGUCAUGGGAGCAGUAA